Saccostrea cuccullata (small rock oyster) is the source of this 2371-nucleotide messenger RNA. Its product is annotated as homeobox protein orthopedia-like. The record is from RefSeq and is a predicted model, not a curated record. Lineage: Eukaryota; Metazoa; Mollusca; Bivalvia; Ostreida; Ostreidae. Gene Ontology annotation, biological process: regulation of DNA-templated transcription; neuron differentiation. The transcript has 3 exons. Gene Ontology annotation, molecular function: DNA-binding transcription factor activity, RNA polymerase II-specific; DNA binding. Bases 1 to 858 code for a protein of 285 amino acids.
AUGGAUUUAGGAACCGCGACUUUGAUGCCCAUGGCUGGGAAUUUCGGAGGGAACUCGCAAGGUGGCGUCAUCAAGAACGAGCUGGGAAAUGUCACAGGAAACACUCGUCCUAUCCCCCCACAAAGUCCCUCCCGAGACUCAGACAGUGAGGGGGAAGAUAGAAUGGGGGACUCGGAUAAACCCUCCAAACAGAAGAGACACAGGACCAGGUUUACCCCCGCCCAACUCAACGAGCUGGAGAGAAGCUUUGCCAAAACUCACUACCCUGACAUUUUCAUGAGGGAGGAAUUGGCGCUUAGAAUCGGCCUGACCGAAUCAAGAGUUCAGGUUUGGUUUCAAAAUCGACGAGCAAAAUGGAAGAAAAGAAAGAAGACAACAAAUGUGUUCCGAACACCUGGCGCCUUGUUGCCGAACCCUGGAAUGUCUCCAUUCGGAACAAUGAAUGACGCUUUCUGCACCUUUCGUCCCACAGAUUCGAGAUGGUCUUCGAUUCCAAGUAUGACGUCAACAAUGAACGGAAACCCUCUUGCCCUCGCAUCCUCCUUGCCUCGACAAACAUCCCUGGGUCAGUCUUUUGGGUCCCAGGUCCCGUUCACGGGCCUCCAAGAAGCUUGCUCUACGAUUGCAAGCAACAUUUCAAUGCCAAAUAAUGGUGCUUCGCUGCACAGCACGUGCUUCGGUGUUCCACCUGUUAGCUGUGCUUCUCCUCUUUCAGCAAGUUCUAAUUCUCCGCCGAUUUCCCAUCCACAAGUGAAUUGUGGGAUGCAGGAAGUGGAAGAUGUUUGGAGGGGCACCAGUAUAGCAGAGCUGCGCAGAAAGGCUUUGGCGCAUACAGCAACGCUUUCAGGGUACAGGUGAAGACAUUUUCCCCAAGUAAUACUUUAAAUUUGAAAUGCAGUGCAGUAUCGAGUGAAAGUUUUAAAUUAAAACAAAUGUACUAUUUAUUAUUUAUAAUUUAGGACCGUAUUUUAUUGAUUAGAGCUUUAUAUGUUUAAUGUAGGCUAAAUGCGACAUGGUCUUUAAUUGUACAAUGUAGAAGACAUCCGGGAAAAAAAAACAACAAGCAUUUUUUUGUACCUCUCUGACAAAAUAGUUUAAAUUUAUUUAAAUGUCAAAUAGAUCUAUUAAGCUGAGUUGUAUUCUUAGCAGAAAUUUACUUCUACUGGACAAAGGCUUAUGUAUUUUACUUCCGAUGAAAAACACAUCACUGAGUUUUCUUGUCAAACAGCUAAAAAUUGUACACAUAUGUUUAGAUACACUGUCUCUCUAGGGAUAUAGCAUUGAUACUAAAUUCAACCUCUUCAGAAGGUUAAUGCUUGUUAUGAUGCAACGAAUAGAAAUACUAAUUACAUAUUAAGUAUACAAUUUGGAAUUUUUUCUUCUUUUUGUGAACUUAACAUAAAAUGUUUUAUUCGAAAUUGUAUUAUCUAUUGCAAUAUUUUGCUUUUUUAUUACCUCGAUCCAUAUGCAUCUUCGCCAAGAAUACUUAGAAUUUCUUUUAUUUAUUAAUGUUUUUCAUCUAAUAUGUUUAUAAAUUUUAAUUUUUUAUUUUCUUAAGGUAUGAGAAAAUAUUCUUCAACUGUUUCUUUGUCUUGGUAAGAUCAAAAAUAUUUAUCAUCAUUACAAGCGAAUAUUAUCUUAAGAUUUCUAAACUAGUUUCAAAAUGUAUAUAAAAAUGUUAUACAUGUCAAGUGAUUUAUAAUUAUUUUACUAAAAAUAUUAAAGAAAUCUUACUCAAACCCAGUUGAUAAACCUAAAUUCUUUUUGAGAAAACUUGUCAAAGUAAUUUAACUUUCAAUCGUCGCAAAUUCUUGAGGAAAAUUACUUGCACACACAUGUGUAAGAGGAACGUACAGACAGGCCUUGCAAUUGAAGCGCAUACAGAACCAGAAACAAUGAAAUCUAAUACCAUUUAAACUAUAACAGAAGACUUAAAAUUGAUGAUUAAAAAGUUUUUGUUAUUAAAAGAUCUGUAUCUAAACUACUGCAAUAAUCAUAGCUUAAAAAUGUAUAAAUAUAUAUAUCUGGUAUAUAUAUAUACAAUGUACACCAUCAUUUAUGUAGUUAAGCAAAUCGUUGUGUCAUUUUGUAAAUUUUGUAUUUAUCAGGUGACAGUAAAUUGAUACAAAAUUUACAUGACAUUUCAAAAUUUACAUAAUGGUAGUUGUGUGGAAUUGAUGGUUUUCUUCAUUGAGUAUCAUGAAUCAUAUUUUCUCUAAGACAUUGGGUUGUAUAUCAUUGAGUGUAUCAGUGCCAUCCUUGUUGUUUAUUGGAAUUGUUGUUUUCUAUGUAUCAUGAUUGUAUGUCACAAUAUUGUAUGAUAAACUCUAUAAGAUAUAAAAAUGAAUAAAAUAAAAACAAUCAAAAUGAA